This is a messenger RNA of Ceratotherium simum simum (southern white rhinoceros), 3054 nucleotides long. Lineage: Eukaryota; Metazoa; Chordata; Mammalia; Perissodactyla; Rhinocerotidae. The record is from RefSeq and is a predicted model, not a curated record.
UUGUCGCUGCCGCUGCCCUUCGCGGAUCGGGAGCCAGCGUCGCCCGCCCGCCGCCGCCCCGGUGCAGCGGAGAGGAAGCGAGAGGGAGGCCGCCGCGGGUUCGUCGCUGCUGUUCGCCCCCGCCCGGGAGAGCCGAGCCCGGCCCAGUCGGCCGCCUGCCACCCCUCCCAGCCGUUACCCGCGGGCCGCCACAGCCGCCGGAGGAGAGGCGCGCGCCAUGGCCUCCGGAGCGGAUUCAAAAGGUGAUGACUUAUCAACAGCCAUUCUUAAACAGAAGAACCGUCCCAAUCGGUUAAUUGUUGAUGAAGCCAUCAAUGAGGACAACAGUGUGGUGUCCUUGUCCCAGCCCAAGAUGGAUGAGCUGCAGUUGUUCCGAGGUGACACAGUGUUGCUGAAAGGAAAGAAGAGGCGGGAAGCUGUGUGCAUUGUGCUUUCUGAUGACACAUGUUCUGACGAGAAGAUUCGAAUGAAUAGAGUUGUUCGGAAUAACCUUCGCGUACACCUAGGGGAUGUCAUCAGGUGUGUGUGGGGUUUUUGGCCCCUCAGGGAUGGGAGGCCAGAGACAGCCUGCAUUAUAGGCAGGACCCCCACGAAGGCCUUGGCAGCUGGAGGUAUUGGAAGCCUUCUAGCUACCGGAAGAUUUAUGUUUCAGGGUUGUGAUGAGGAAGAGUCCUUGAAUGAAGUGGGCUAUGAUGACAUUGGCGGCUGUAGGAAACAGCUAGCUCAGAUAAAGGAGAUGGUGGAGCUGCCCUUGAGACAUCCUGCCCUUUUUAAGGCAAUUGGUGUGAAGCCGCCUCGGGGAAUCCUGCUCUAUGGACCGCCAGGGACUGGGAAGACCCUGAUUGCUCGAGCUGUAGCAAAUGAGACUGGAGCCUUCUUCUUCUUGAUCAAUGGUCCUGAGAUCAUGAGCAAGUUGGCUGGUGAGUCUGAGAGCAACCUUCGUAAAGCCUUUGAGGAGGCGGAGAAGAAUGCUCCUGCUAUCAUCUUCAUUGAUGAGCUGGAUGCCAUUGCUCCCAAGAGAGAGAAAACCCACGGUGAGGUGGAGCGACGCAUUGUGUCACAGUUGUUGACCCUCAUGGAUGGCCUAAAGCAAAGAGCACAUGUGAUUGUCAUGGCAGCAACCAACAGACCCAAUAGCAUUGACCCAGCCCUACGGCGAUUUGGUCGCUUUGACAGGGAGGUAGAUAUUGGAAUCCCUGAUGCUACAGGACGCUUGGAAAUUCUUCAGAUCCAUACCAAGAACAUGAAGCUGGCAGAUGAUGUGGACCUGGAACAGGUAGCCAAUGAGACUCACGGGCAUGUGGGUGCUGACUUAGCAGCCCUGUGCUCGGAGGCUGCUCUGCAGGCCAUCCGCAAGAAGAUGGAUCUCAUUGAUCUAGAGGACGAGACCAUCGAUGCCGAGGUCAUGAACUCCCUGGCGGUUACUAUGGAUGACUUCCGGUGGGCCCUGAGCCAAAGCAACCCAUCAGCACUGAGGGAAACUGUGGUGGAGGUGCCACAGGUGACCUGGGAGGACAUUGGGGGCCUGGAGGAUGUGAAACGUGAGCUUCAGGAGCUGGUCCAGUAUCCUGUAGAGCACCCAGACAAAUUCCUCAAGUUUGGCAUGACACCCUCCAAGGGAGUAUUGUUCUACGGACCUCCAGGCUGUGGGAAAACCUUGCUGGCCAAAGCCAUCGCUAAUGAGUGCCAGGCCAACUUCAUCUCCAUCAAGGGUCCUGAGCUGCUCACCAUGUGGUUUGGAGAGUCUGAGGCCAAUGUCAGGGAAAUCUUUGACAAGGCCCGCCAAGCUGCCCCCUGUGUACUAUUCUUUGAUGAGCUGGAUUCAAUUGCCAAGGCCCGUGGUGGUAACAUUGGAGAUGGUGGUGGGGCUGCUGACCGAGUCAUCAACCAGAUCUUGACAGAAAUGGAUGGCAUGUCCACAAAAAAGAAUGUCUUUAUCAUUGGCGCUACCAACCGGCCUGACAUCAUUGAUCCUGCCAUUCUGCGACCUGGCCGCCUUGAUCAGCUCAUCUACAUCCCGCUCCCUGAUGAGAAGUCCCGUGUUGCCAUCCUCAAGGCCAAUCUGCGCAAGUCCCCAGUUGCCAAGGAUGUGGAUUUAGAAUUCCUGGCUAAGAUGACUAAUGGCUUCUCCGGAGCUGACCUGACAGAGAUUUGCCAACGUGCCUGCAAGCUGGCCAUCCGUGAAUCCAUCGAGAGUGAAAUUAGGCGAGAACGGGAGAGGCAGACCAAUGCCAUGGAGGUAGAAGAGGAUGAUCCAGUGCCUGAGAUCCGCCGAGAUCACUUUGAGGAAGCCAUGCGCUUUGCCCGCCGAUCUGUCAGUGACAAUGACAUCCGGAAAUACGAGAUGUUUGCUCAGACCCUUCAGCAGAGUCGGGGCUUUGGCAGCUUCAGAUUCCCUUCAGGAAACCAAGGUGGAGCUGGUCCCAGUCAGGGCAGUGGAGGUGGCACAGGCGGCAGUGUGUACACGGAAGACAAUGAUGAUGACCUGUAUGGCUAAGUGGUGGUGGCCAGCGUGCAGCAAGCUGGCCUGGCUGGACCUUGUUCCCUAAGGGUGGGGAUGCUUGCCCAGGAGGGACCAGGGGCGUGCCCAUGGCCUGCUCCCUUUCUUAGUCUGAAUAGUUCAGCUACAGUAAGACUCUGGACAAGGGGGUUUCUGUUGAAAAAAAAAAAACAAAACAAAAGCGAUAAAAUAAAAGCGAUUUUCAUUUGGGAGGCGGAGAGUGAAUUACCAAAAGGGAAUUGGGCCUUGGGCCUACACCGUUUCUGUUGUAGUUUGGGACAGUGCAGGGGACCUGUGGGUAUGAACCAAGGCACUAUCGCCACUCCCCACAGUGAAGCAUCUACACUUCACUAAAUGCUGCCCAAGCCCUCCCUUCUUCCCCUAUCCAACCUGGAAAGGAGGGUAAAGAGCCACAGUUGCUGGGUGUUUAUAUAGUGAGUAGGUUGAUUUUAUUUUACAUGCUUUUGAGUUAAUGUUGGAAAACUAAUCACAAGCAGUUUCUAAACCAAAAAUGACAUGUUGUAAAAGGACAAUAAACAUUGGGUGAAAAUGGA